AUGUUAGUUGGUAUUUCAGGAACUUUGAGUUCAGGCAAGACUGAAGUUGCAAGAUAUCUCACUUUUCAAGGGUUUAAAGUUAUUUCAUAUCGACCAAAGCAUAAUGAAAUUAUCGAGUCGUCUGAUGAAUGUGAGCUAGAAUUAAGAGACAAAUUUGGUACAAGAUUAGAAGCUUUGACGGUUAAGGAUGAUUGCAAGAUGGACAAUUAUGCGGUUUUCGAAGAUUUAGACAGUUUGAUAGAAUACGUCACCAUCAAUUGGCAAGAAAAUCAUGUUAUUACUCAUAUAGAUGAUAUCACCAUGCUUAGAGCUUUACAAAAGAGACCCUUUUUUUUGCAUAUUUCGAUAGAUGCUCCUAUUCAUUUACGAUACAAGCGAUCACAGCAAUAUUACAAAUCUUUGGAACACUUUACUAAACGAAACGAUGAACUACUCUUCAAUGUAGAGUCGCCGUUAUUGGAGAUCAAUAAUCAGGCUCAAGUGAAGAUUAUCAACACGUCAACGUCAAUUAAGGACCUCUUUAUUAAAUUAUCUGAGCUCAAUUUGUUAGACCACUCGAGAUUGAGACCGACCUGGGACUCCUAUUUCAUGCGUCUUGCUGACUUGGCAGCACUUCGGUCUAACUGUAUGAAAAGAAGAGUAGGGUGUGUCAUUGUGCGCCAAAAUAGAGUCAUUGCAACUGGAUACAAUGGAACGCCGCGUCAUUUGUUGAAUUGCAAUGAAGGCGGAUGCUCCAGGUGCAAUAAUGGUCAUGGAAGCGGCGCUUCCUUGUCUACAUGUCUUUGUUUGCACGCUGAAGAAAACGCGUUGUUAGAAGCCGGCAGAGAUCGAAUAAGAGAUGAAAGUGUUUUGUACUGCAAUACUUGCCCUUGUCUUACAUGUUCCAUCAAGAUUGUUCAAAGUGGUAUUAGAGAAGUUGUUUAUGCCCAAAGCUACUCUAUGGAUGAGCAAAGUCAUAAAGUAAUGAGUGAGGCAAACAUUAUCUUACGACAGUUUCAGCCUCCAGUAGAUGGCAUAUUCAUAUAA
Lodderomyces oxycetoniae is the source of this 1026-nucleotide messenger RNA. RefSeq names its product deoxycytidine monophosphate deaminase. Gene Ontology annotation, molecular function: hydrolase activity; zinc ion binding. The transcript has a single exon. The coding region runs from base 1 to 1026 and encodes 341 amino acids. Lineage: Eukaryota; Fungi; Ascomycota; Pichiomycetes; Serinales; Debaryomycetaceae. The record is from RefSeq and is a predicted model, not a curated record. Gene Ontology annotation, cellular component: cytoplasm.